AUGCAUGACCGCUCCCUGCUGAGGACCACUGAUGUGCAGCAGGUGUUUCCUCUCAGCAGCAGGAGCCAGGCCUCCAUGUUCAACUGGAGCCAACUGCAGCUUCUCAACGCGGGGUCCUGGUUCCUCUCUAGCUCCUUCUACCACCGCAGCUGCUCCUGCUCCGUGCGAUCGAUCUACAAACAAACCACGGACCCCAACUUCCCCGAGACCCUCAUCAUCGCCAUCAACAAGCACGGAGUGAGCCUCAUCGACCCCAAGACCAAGGACCUGCUGACCACUCAUCCAUUCACUAAGAUCUCUAACUGGAGCAGUGGGAACACAUACUUCCACAUCACCAUCGGGAACCUGGUGCGAGGGAGCAAGCUGCUGUGUGAGACCGCACUGGGCUACAAGAUGGACGAUCUGCUGACCUCCUACAUCAGCCAGAUGCUGACCACCAUGACCAAGCAGAGCACGGGACGCAACACCUCCAAAUGA
Messenger RNA from Knipowitschia caucasica, 477 nucleotides. The record is from the annotation of a GenBank genome assembly. Lineage: Eukaryota; Metazoa; Chordata; Actinopteri; Gobiiformes; Gobiidae.